Messenger RNA from Ictidomys tridecemlineatus (thirteen-lined ground squirrel), 974 nucleotides. Lineage: Eukaryota; Metazoa; Chordata; Mammalia; Rodentia; Sciuridae. The record is from RefSeq and is a predicted model, not a curated record.
AUGCACCACCAUGCCGAGCUAUUUAUACUAAGGAAUGUAAUUGUGGUUUCGAGUCUUGGGACCCCUCUCGGAGAGACUCUGGCGCUCAACAAGAACCACUCGGAGGGUGGCAGAGUGAUCGUCAACAACACUAAGCGUGUUCUAAUAUCCUAUGAUCAUGUGGAACUUACAUUUAAUGACAUGAAGAAUGUUCCAGAGGCCUUCAAAGGGACAAAGAAGGGCACUGUCUACCUUACCCCUUACUGGGUCAUCUCUCUGUCCAAGGGGAAGGAUGCCAUGCAGUCCUUCAUGAUGCCAUUUUAUCUCAUGAAGAACUAUAAGAUCAAACAGCCUGUGUUUGGUGCAAACUACAUCAAGGGGAUGGUAAAGGCUGAAGCAGGAGGUGGCUGGGAAGGCUCUGCUUCAUACAAGUUGACCUUCACAGCAGAGGGCGCCAUCGAGCUUGGUCAGCGCAUGCUACAGGUGGCAUCUCAAGCUUCCAGAGGUGAAGCCCCCAAUGGAGCCUAUGGAUACCCUUCCAUGCCCAGCGGGGCCUAUUUCUUUCCCCUGCCAGUCGCCAAUGGAAUGUAUCCCUGCCCUCCUGGAUACCCCUAUCCACUGCCACCUGAGUUCUAUCCAGGAGCUACUGUAAUGGAUGGGGCCAUGGGAUAUGUGCAGCCCCCACCACCACCCUGUCCUGGACCCAUGAAGCCUCCAGUCAGUGGCCCUAAUGUCCCCUCCACUCCUGCAGCUGAGGCCAAGGCCUCAGAAGCAGUUGCCAGUGCCUAUUACAACCCAGGCAACCCACACAACGUCUACAUGCCCACGAGCCAGCCUCCACCACCUCCCUACUACCCUCCAGAAGAUAAGAAGACCCAGUAGACCCUGCCUACUUCCCUGUCCCCACCUCAUGGGCCUUCCGUACCCCUCCUUGUGGGACUGCAUCUGACUGGGGGAGGCCAGGGAGGACCUUAUUCUUCCCCUGGUCUGAUUAU